This is a messenger RNA of Sapajus apella (tufted capuchin), 9511 nucleotides long. It is a transcript of the gene DOT1L, whose product is annotated as DOT1 like histone lysine methyltransferase. Gene Ontology annotation, cellular component: nucleus. Lineage: Eukaryota; Metazoa; Chordata; Mammalia; Primates; Cebidae. The transcript has 29 exons. Bases 227 to 5584 code for a protein of 1785 amino acids. Gene Ontology annotation, biological process: DNA repair; heterochromatin formation; regulation of transcription regulatory region DNA binding. Gene Ontology annotation, molecular function: histone H3K79 methyltransferase activity. The record is from RefSeq and is a predicted model, not a curated record.
CCCAAGAUGGCGGCGGCGCUGGAGGCCCUGGGCCUGUGACCACAAAGAGGGAGCCGGGGGCCGGACCGGAGCGCGGCGGCGGCGGCGGCGGCGGCCGAGGCCGAGGCCAGGCCCCCUCUCCUCAGCCUCCCGCCCCUCCCUCCCGCCCGCCCUCCUCCGCCCACCGGCGGCCCCGCCCCUCCCCCAACCGCCCGCCUAGCAUGGUGCGGCGGCCGCGCGCGCGGACAUGGGGGAGAAGCUGGAGCUGAGGCUCAAGUCGCCCGUGGGGGCCGAGCCCGCCGUCUACCCGUGGCCGCUACCGGUCUACGCCGGUCCCGUGGAAUCAGGCCCCAUGGAGGCUCCAUCACCUGCAGUCACGUACCGGGCCUUUGCAGAAGCAGGAUUCCCAGCCAGGCAGGAGCUCCCAGGCUGGAGCGGUUCCUGGUGGGCCUGUGGAGCGUGUCCUCAGGGGCUCGGGGACAAACAUCAUGAUGCUGCUCAUGAAAUCAUCGAGACCAUCCGAUGGGUCUGUGAAGAAAUCCCAGAUCUCAAGCUCGCUAUGGAGAAUUACGUUUUAAUUGACUAUGACACCAAAAGCUUUGAGAGCAUGCAGAGGCUCUGUGACAAGUACAACCGUGCCAUCGACAGCAUCCACCAGCUGUGGAAGGGCACCACGCAGCCCAUGAAGCUGAACACGCGGCCGUCCACCGGGCUCCUGCGCCACAUCCUGCAGCAGGUCUACAACCACUCGGUGACCGACCCCGAGAAGCUCAACAACUACGAGCCCUUCUCCCCCGAGGUGUACGGGGAGACCUCCUUCGACCUGGUGGCCCAGAUGAUCGACGAGAUCAAGAUGACCGACGACGACCUGUUUGUGGACCUGGGGAGCGGUGUGGGCCAGGUUGUGCUCCAGGUCGCCGCCGCCACCAACUGCAAACAUCACUAUGGCGUCGAGAAAGCAGACAUCCCGGCCAAGUAUGCGGAGACCAUGGACCGCGAGUUCAGGAAGUGGAUGAAAUGGUAUGGAAAAAAGCAUGCAGAAUACACAUUGGAGAGAGGCGAUUUCCUCUCGGAAGAGUGGAGGGAGCGAAUUGCCAACACGAGUGUUAUAUUUGUGAAUAACUUUGCCUUUGGUCCUGAGGUGGAUCACCAGCUGAAGGAGCGGUUUGCAAACAUGAAGGAAGGUGGCAGAAUCGUGUCCUCGAAACCCUUUGCACCUCUAAACUUCAGAAUAAACAGUAGAAACUUGAGUGACAUCGGCACCAUCAUGCGUGUGGUGGAGCUAUCGCCCCUCAAGGGCUCAGUGUCGUGGACGGGGAAGCCGGUGUCGUACUACCUGCACACUAUUGACCGCACCAUACUUGAAAACUAUUUUUCUAGUCUGAAAAACCCAAAACUCAGGGAGGAACAGGAGGCAGCCCGGCGCCGCCAGCAGCGCGAGGGCAAGAGCAACGCGGCCACGCCCACCAAGGGCCCCGAGGGCAAGGCAGCUGGCCCUGCCGAAGCCCCCAUGGACUCUGGUGCUGAGGAAGAGAAGGCGGGAGCAGCCACCGUGAAGAAGCCGUCUCCCUCCAAAGCCCGCAAGAAGAAGCUGAACAAGAAGGGGAGGAAGAUGGCAGGCCGCAAGCGUGGGCGCCCCAAGAAGAUGAACACUGCGAACCCCGAGCGGAAGCCCAAGAAGAACCAAACUGCACUGGAUCUCCUACACGCGCAGACCGUGUCUCAGACAGCGGCCUCCUCGCCCCAGGAUGCCUACAGGUCCCCUCACAGCCCGUUCUACCAGCUACCUCCGAGCGUGCAGCGGCACUCCCCCAACCCGCUGCUGGUGGCGCCCACCCCACCCGCACUACAGAAGCUGCUAGAGUCCUUCAGGAUCCAGUACCUGCAGUUCCUGGCGUACACGAAGACCCCCCAGUACAAGGCCAGCCUGCAGGAGCUGCUGGGCCAGGAGAAGGAGAAGAACGCCCAGCUCCUGGGCACGGCUCAGCAGCUCCUCAGCCACUGCCAGGCCCAGAAGGAGGAGAUCAGGAGGCUGUUCCAGCAGAAGCUGGAUGAGCUGGGUGUGAAGGCGCUGACCUACAACGACCUGAUUCAAGCGCAGAAGGAGAUCUCCGCCCAUAACCAGCAGCUGCGGGAGCAGUCGGAGCAGCUGGAGCAGGACAACCGCGCACUCCGCAGUCAGAGCCUGCAGCUGCUCAAGGCUCGCUGCGAGGAGCUACAGCUGGACUGGGCCACGCUGUCCCUGGAGAAGCUGCUGAAGGAGAAGCAGGCCCUGAAGAGCCAGAUCUCAGAGAAGCAGAGGCACUGCCUGGAGCUGCAGAUCAGCAUCGUGGAGCUGGAGAAGAGCCAGCGGCAGCAGGAGCUCCUGCAGCUCAAGUCCUGUGUGCCACCAGACGACACCCUGGCCCUGCACCUGCGCGGGAAGGGCACCCUGGGCCGCGAGCUGGAGCCUGACGCCGGUCGGCUGCAUCUGGAGCUGGACUGCGCCAAGUUCUCGCUGCCUCACUUGAGCAGCAUGAGCCCAGAGCUCUCCAUGAAUGGCCAUGCUGCCAGCUAUGAGCUCUGCAGCGCGCUGAGCCGGCCCUCGCCCAAGCAGGACACGCCCCAGUACCUGGCCUCACCCCUAGACCAGGAGGUGGUACCCUGCACCCCCAGCCACGGCGGCCGUCCGCGCGUGGAGAAGCUGUCUGGCCUGGCUGUGCCCGACUACACCAGGCUGUCCCCGGCCAAGAUCGUGCUGAGGCGGCACCUCAGCCAGGACCACACGGUGCCAGGCAGGCCGGCCGCCAGCGAGCUGCACCCGAGAGCUGAGCACACCAAGGAGAAUGGCCUUCCCUACCAGAGCCCCAGCGUGCCCAGCAGCAUGAAGCUGAGCCCCCAGGACCCGCGACCCCCAUCCCCUGGGACCCUGCAGCUUGCUGGAGAGAAGAGCAGUGAGAAGGGCCUGAGAGAGCGUGCCUACGGCAGCGGCGGGGAGCCCAUCACCAGCCUGCCCAUCAGCAUCCCGCUCAGCACCGUGCAGCCGAACAAGCUCCCGGUCAGCAUCCCCCUGGCCAGCGUGGUGCUGCCCAGCCGCGCUGAGAGGGUGAGAAGCACCCCCAGUCCUGUGCUGCAGCCCCGAGACCCCUCGUCCACACUUGAAAAGCAUAUUGGUGCUAAUGCCCACAGUGCUGGGAGCAAAAGCCUUGCCCUGGCCCCUGCAGGCUUCUCCUAUGCUGGCUCGGUGGCUAUCAGCGGGACCCUGGCAGGCAGCCCAGCCUCUCUCGCUCCUGGAGCCGAGCCUGCCGCCUUGGAUGAGUCCUCCAGCUCUGGGAGUCUGUUUGCCACUGUGGGGUCCCGCAGCUCCACGCCACAGCAUCCCCUGCUGCUGGCACAGCCCCGGAACUCGCGCCCGGCCUCUCCCGCCCACCAGCUCUCCUCUAGCCCCCGGCUCGGUGGGGCUGCCCACGGCCCGCUCCCCGAGGCCAGCAAGGGGGACCUGCCCUCCGAUUCCGGCUUCUCAGAUCCGGAGAGCGAGGCCAAGAGGAGGAUCGUGUUCACCAUCGCCACCGGCGCGGGCGGCACCAAGCAGUCGCCUUCCAGCAAACACAGCCCCCUGACCGCCAGCGCCCGCGGGGACUGUGUGCUGAGCCACGGCCAGGACAGCCGCAAGCGUGGCCGGCGGAAGCGAGCGUCAACGGGGACGCCCAGCUUGACCGCAGGCGUGUCCCCCAAGCGCCGAGCCCUGCCGUCUGUCGCUGGUCUUUUCACGCAGCCUUCAGGGUCUCCUCUAAACCUCAACUCCAUGGUCAAUAACAUCAACCAGCCCCUGGAGAUUACAGCCAUCUCAUCCCCUGAGACCUCCCUGAAGAGCUCCCCUGUGCCCUACCAGGACCACGAUCAGCCCCCCGUGCUCAAGAAAGAGCGGCCCCUGAGCCAGACCAAUGGGGCACACUACUCCCCGCUCACCUCCGACGAGGAGCCAGGCUCUGAGGACGAGCCCAGCAGCGCCCGAAUUGAGAGAAAAAUUGCAACUAUCUCCUUAGAAAGCAAAUCUCCCCCCAAAACCUUGGAAAAUGGUGGUGGCGUGGCGGGAAGGAGGCCCGCGCCGGCCGGCGAGCCAGUCAAUAGCAGCAAGUGGAAGUCCACCUUCUCGCCGAUCUCCGACAUCGGCCUGGCCAAGGCUGCGGACAGCCCCCUGCAGGCCGGCCCCACCCUGAGCCAGAGCUCCCUGUUCGCGUUCCGGCCUGCCCUGGAGGAGACCCCCGCCGAUGCCAAGCUGGCUGCCCACCCCAGGAAAGGCUUUCCCGGCUCCCUGUCAGGAGCUGACGGACUCAGCCCCAGCACCAACCCUGCGAACGGCUGCACCUUCGGCGGGGGCCUGGCCGCCGAGCUGAGUUCACACGGCUUCAGUGAUGGUGCUUCUCUCCCCCACAAGGGCCCCGAGGCGGCCGGCCUGAGCUCCCCGCUGGGCUUCCCCUCGCAGCGCACCAAGGAGGUCUCGGACACCAACCCUUUCCUGAGCAAGAGGCAGCUAGACGGCCUGGCCGGGCUGAAGGGCGAGGGUGGCCGCGGCAAGGAGGUGGGGGAGGGAGGCCUGCCGCUGUGCGGCCCCGCGGACAAAAGUGCGCUGCCCGCCGGCAAGGCCGCCAAGGCCCGGGACCGAGAGCUCGACCUCAAGAACGGCCACAACCUCUUCAUCUCCGCGGCCGCGGUGCCUCCCGGAGGCCUCCUCAGCGGCCCGGUCCUGGCCCCGGCGGCGUCCUCUGCAGGCGGCUCGGGGUCCUCCGCCCAGACGCACCGGCCCUUCCUGGGCCCCUUCCCGCCAGGGCCGCAGUUCGCGCUGGGCCCCAUGGCCCUGCAGGCCAACCUGGGCUCCGUGGCCGGCUCCUCCGUGCUGCAGUCGCUCUUCAGCUCUGUGCCGGCCGCCGCUGGCCUGGUGCACGUGUCGUCCGCUGCCACCAGACUCACCAACUCGCACGCCAUGGGCAGCUUUUCCGGGGUGGCAGGCAGCACAGUUGGAGGUGUCUUUAACCACGCGGUGCCCUCCGCCUCUGCUCAUCUGUUUGGAGCCCGUGUCGGCCGCGGGGCUGCGUGUGGCAGUGCCACGCUGGGCCCGAGCCCGCUGCAGGCGGCGGCCAGCGCCUCGGCCUCUUCCUUUCAGGCCCCGGCCUCGGUUGAGACCCGGCCGCCCCCUCCGCCUCCGCCUCCCCCGCGGCCCCCGCCUGCGCACCUGGGCCGGCCCCCCGCGGGGCCUCCCAUCCUCCACGCUCUCCCACCUAACGCCGCCUUGCCUCCUCCCCCAACGCUGCUGGCCUCUAACCCUGAGCCCGUGCUUCUGCAGAGCCUCGCGUCCCUCCCGCCUAACCAAGCUUUCUUGCCCCCCGCCUCUGCUGCCUCUCUGCCGCCUGCUAACGCCUCUUUGUCUAUCAAGCUCACCUCCCUCCCGCACAAGGGCGCCCGCCCCUCCUUCACGGUGCACCACCAGCCCCUGCCCCGGCUGGCCCUGGCACAGGCCGCGCCCGGGAUCCCGCAGGCCAGCGCCACGGGGCCGUCCGCUGUGUGGGUGUCCCUUGGCAUGCCGCCUCCUUAUGCCGCGCACCUUUCAGGGGUUAAGCCGCGAUAAAGACCUUGCUUAGCUAGCAGUGCAUAUUGUGUAAGGUAAGGCCAGAGCCCCGCGCGGUGGCUCCCUCCAGACACUGAACUGUCCUUCCUUUGGCAGAGAAGAUGGCCACAGGGCUCGGCAGAAGGGCCGGGGGUCCUGAGGAGGGAAGCGAGAGGAGGGACUGCAGGACGGGCACCGGCCAUGGCAUGGCCUGAGCAUGUUGGCUUCCAGCUGCCCACAGCUGGGUACCUGCGGUGAUGCCGCAGGACGGAGGCCAGCCCUGGGGGCAGCUGUGCCAGCCCCUGUGGGUGAGGCUCACGGGGUGCCAUGCCAAGGAUGGGUGCAGCCCCUCGGGGCUGGGAGUAGCCUCCAGGGCUCCAUCUGCACCAGGCCCAGGUCACUCGGGACAGGUGGCGUGGUGCGGUGUCAGCUGCAGAGGUCCUGGGAAGCCAGGUUGGCAGGACGGACGCCUCUGGUCAGGGCCAUCUGGCUGAUGGCCUCGGAUACCUCUCAUAGGGAGCCGGUGAGGCCCCUGGUAUCCCGCCUGCCUGGGGGGCUCAUGGGUUCCCAGUGGGGCUGAGAGGCGAGCUCUGUGCCCUGCGUGAUCGGGCUGCCCCCGGGACACGGCCGAUGGCGGCCGUACUGCUCUGUGGCUGUGGCCGAAAGCCGAGGGCUUCCAGCCACUCAGACGUCAGCACCGAGGUGCACAGGCUGACGUAGAUAGCGCCCGCCUUUGCACCAGGGGAAGUGGGAGGCUGGAGUGAGUUUGUGGCCGUGAGGCCUUCAGGGAACGUCCCAUCCACUCGUCCUCCGAGAGGUGGUGGAAACUGGCUGCUGACCCCCGAGGGUAGUUGGCCACCUGUGCCCUCCGGGGACAUGGCGUGCCGGGCAGUGAAGUGCAAAGGUGCCCUCUGCUUCCCCCUGACCUUCUGCCUCAGGGGGCCCUGGGACACAGGCCUUCAUGGGCAAGCCCACAUCUCGCUGGGCAAGGAGAGGUGGACUGGUAGCCGAGGCAGAGGCAGGGCCGGGGCUGGCCGGCCUGGCCUGCCCUGCAGUGUGCUGAAGUAGAAGGAGGAGCGGGCCUGGCGGGUCAGGGCGGGCACCUGUGGGCGGGACGGGCUCCUACAGGUCCCACAGGAGAUGUGCUGCAGGUAGGGUGGCCUUAGUGGGACUUGGCUGUGCGUCUCUGGAGGAAGGCCGGAGCUUGGCUGGCGUGGCCAGGUGUCAGGCUCCCCGGGCCUGCUGUGGCUGGAGGGGCCAGCGCCCUGCCUGUCACGGUGCUGGCCCCAGGUGGCGAGUGUGCUCGUGGGAGGCCUCGGUCCCCGGCCCGGGUGAGUGUCAGGCUCCCCAGGCUUGAGGGUGACAGACUGCCCUUCCCACUGUGCCCUCCUGCAGGUAACUAGGAUUUCUACCUCAACCGCGAGACCUAUGCAAGGACGGUGUGGACCAACUGCGCCCGCGGCACCUGCCCGCCGGCCUCCCACCCUGACGGCAGAGGCGAGGACGACGGGGCUCCACUGUGAAUCGGCGGCGCGCGCCACAGGAGGCUGGGACUGGUCCAGUUUGUACUGUCGAUAGUUUUAGAUAAAGUAUUUAUCGUUUUUUAAAAAGUAUAAACAAUUCUGACUUAUUUUAUUCCAUCUAAGUGGUAAAGGCAACUUAUUGAGAAAUAUAAAUAUCUAUAUAUGAGAGAUCUAUAUAAAGACACGUGUCUGCAGGGCGGGCCCGCCAGCGGAUUCGCCGACAGCCUGCCCCGGUGCUAUCUCGUCCCCAGGCCUGCGCCUGCCUCCGCCCGCUUGGUGCUGACUAGACGCUGACGACGCCGAACCCCGUCCUCGGAAACGCCGCCCGGCCGGCCCCCCCCGACGACGCACUGCUCCCGUACCAAAGGCAGGCCCGCCGCUGCCACAUUCCUCGGAGGCCCCCCGUGGCCUGAGCCCCUUCCCGAGCCCCUGGCGCCUGCGCUGAGCGCUCCACCCCCGCCCCGUCACUGUGAGCCCCGGACUGUUCACCCCCGCGGGGCCUGGGUGGCGCCCUCGCGUGGGGGGGCCCCGCGCCGUGCGCUGCGAUGGUGCUGUGAGGACGGCAGGCGCCGGACAAGUGCAUUUACUUUUGUAUUUCUCGGCUUCCGUGGCUCGCAGCGCGCCCUGUGACGCGGGCAGGCCUGUCGAGGGUCCCCUGGUGUUUCUGUACAGGAGAGAGUCACACUAAUGAGUGGCAGUAUUUUAUAGAGAUGUGAUAAGAAUUUAUAAAUUUCAUAGAUUUAACAGCUUUUAUUUUUAGAUGGUAUAAUGCACAGUGAAGAGGAAAGAAAGGUGCGGGGAAAUCCUUAUUUAUUCAGAGUGUACAAAAUGGCCACAGGGUCAGCCCCCACCCUACACCCCUCAGUUGCAGUCCCCAGUGGUCCAGACAGCUGCCUGAGCCUCUUCCUGGCCCACGUCCCUUCUGUCAGGGUCCCGCCUGGCACCCGGCCCUCUAAGUGGGUGUGCUGGGGCCGAGGUGCGCUGCUGAAGCCUGGCCUCUCUGGCCCUAGGCCCUGGGAUGGCAUCUGCCCCCCAUUCUGCAGCCUUGGGGGUGCCUGGGACUGGGCGUGCAAGGAGAGGGCGAGGCCGGGCUAUGGCCGGCAGUCAGAGCCACUCAAAGCAGUUGGUGCCUGGCUUGUCCAGGCAGUGCUGUCUCUGCGCGCUCCCUGGAGGAUGGGGUCUGGGAGUCCUAGCUCCUUGCACAUGGGGCCCAGGCUGUCACACCCGUUGAGCCCACCUUCUCAAGUUGCUGCUGUGAGGUGGCAUCGGGCAGCCCUUCCCCAGGUGUCACAGAACCACCCUCCAGGGAGCUGCCAGCCCUGCGUUCUGGUCCCUACCACGUGGCCUCCGGAGAGGGAGCCGCGGAGGAAAGGCUCCUGUGGUUGCUGGGUGGGGGUAGUCCUGUGUGGGAGGACCUGGAAGACCCCUGCUUGUGCCUGGUGGGGGGGUGCUGCCUCCCUCUGGCCCCCAACAACCUGUCCCUCAGACCCCUGGCCCCCCCAACCUAGCUGAGUUUUGAAGAUGGUGCUCCAAACCUGUCCUUCCCACCCCCACGUUGGUGCUCUCAGCUUGAAGGUGCUGUGCCUCUGCCCGAGCCCGGCCUUCAGGAUAGGCAGCCUGCUCCGUGCCGCCACCGGCCGGAAAUGCUCCAGGGUUGACGGCAGAGAAAGCAUGGAGUCCCCUGGCCUAGAACAAGACACACUCUUGAAACACUGUAUCACUUCUGCCUCCCCCCAGGGGACAGUGGCUGCCGGGGUGCCACUGCGGCCCCUGCCCACGCAGACCACCACGUGUUUAGGACACGCACUGGGUCUCGGAGCCACUGGCCCAGGCAGAAGUCUCCUUGAGCCCCCUGGGGCACGUGUGAACUAGCAAUGCUGCUGCCCGCAGACGCCCUCCCACUCUGAGCCCUAGGCCAUGUCCUCCUCAGACACUCCCAGACGGGGGUUGGUGGCGGUUGACAGUGGAGGCUGGUGCUGGUGCGCAGCCUGAGCUUCCAUGGGCAGCUGGCAGGACCUGCGCUGCUGCUGACCGCGGGCAGGUGGCGCCUGGGAGUGGCUCUUGCUCAGGAAUUGAUAGGAACCCUGAUGACUAGGACGCCCCCUCCUUGGCCCGUGAGGCACACUCGGUGACUUAUUUAAGACUUGCCCCUUAAUUUAUCCGCCCCAGGACGCGUCAGUCUGUUAAGUGGUCAGCAGGGCCCCCUCCCCCGUCAUCAGUGGUCAGCCCCCCACGCGCUGCUGCUCUAUGUCGGCCCUUGUCUGUUGCCCUCAGGAGGCUCUGCUGUCUUCCUGGUGAACUGUGUUUGGAUUGCGCACAUUGUCACGGUCCGCCCCUGGGCUGCGGGCGCCCCUUCCUCUGGGCACCCCUGCGUUCUGCUUCCCCACCUCUAGACGCUGUAAUAAACAGACCAUUUUCACUUGGA